This is a messenger RNA of Bipolaris sorokiniana ND90Pr, 1270 nucleotides long. RefSeq lists its product as uncharacterized. Bases 352 to 1044 code for a protein of 230 amino acids. Lineage: Eukaryota; Fungi; Ascomycota; Dothideomycetes; Pleosporales; Pleosporaceae. The record is from RefSeq and is a predicted model, not a curated record. The transcript has 2 exons.
AGAAAGAUAUGGAUAUUUUCAAUCAUGUGGUGCUGGCACCCAUGACAUGGCCUGUUCAGCAGCUCUUCCUGCAAUCGCCCCCACUGUUGCUGCCAUUUGAGACGAACCUACCACUUUUGCCUACGUCCAGGCACAAAAGCUCACCCUCCAUACACGGCUAUAUAAACAAACUCUUCAACCUAUUACAACCCAUCCUCCUCCGUUCCACUACAACCCAUCCUCCUCCGUUCCACUACAACCCAUCCUCCUCCGUUCCACUACAACCUAACCCCACCAACAAACAUCACUCACCCAACAAGCAUCACUCAUCGAGCUCACCAAGCUCACCAAGUAACCUAGACACACACCGCCAUGGCUGGCAAUUCCGUCGUCAUGGCCUACGAUCCAAACUUGGUUCGUGUCAUCAACGCCCUAACCGACGCAGUCCGCAACUUCAACACCGGCCUGACCAGCCUAACCGGCCUGACCGACAUGGUCCGCAGCCUCAACGAUACCAUCACCGGCCUGACUGACGUGGUCCGCAGCCUCAACACCACCGUGCACGAAUUCAAGAACCAUGGACCAGGAGUUGGCAACCAACAGAACCACGACACAAAGUUGAAUGAACUCGAGCGCCCAGACGAAGGGAACAUGCUAUUCAAUACCAUCGUCAUCGGUUGGUUUACAUUCCUUUUACUGUUCUUUAUUGCUCUAUUCUGGACAAAGUGCGCGCCGAUAUGGCGCGAGACUGAACGUAUGUGGCGCGAGGAACGUAGGGCAAUGCUAGAAGCUGAGCGUCAGGAGUUUGUCAAGGAGCAUAAGGAAAUGCUAGAAGCUGACCAUCAGGAGUUGGUCAAGAAGCAUGAGGCAACUCUUGAAGCUGAGCGACUUGCGCGUGUGGCGUGUGAGGAGCGUCAGAACUGGAAGGCAGAACUGGAAGAUGGUCUCAGGGUGCAUUUGGCCGAGCGCGCUGAGGAACUGAAGAUCGAGAUCGCAGAAUCUGAGAUCCGGGAUGCUGAGAGGGCUGAGAAGGCCAAGGAGACGAAGGUAGAUGAUCAUGCUUGAGUUGGGGACUGACAACAACGACACAAGGACCAAGAUGAUGGUUGAGAGUGAGCAGGUUGCCAUCGCGCAUCAGGACGGGCAUGCAUACACGGGUUUCAUUCUACCAUGCAUCUCUCAUCCUGUUUUCUGCUUCUUCAACACGUAGUCAUCGCCGUAGACUACUUUACAUGUAUACCAUACAUAUUAGGCAGGAAGGCAUUACUCCUUAAAAGCUUCUUCAAGAGGC